Molecule: messenger RNA, 1243 nt
Organism: Sinocyclocheilus anshuiensis
Lineage: Eukaryota; Metazoa; Chordata; Actinopteri; Cypriniformes; Cyprinidae
Product: mitochondrial inner membrane protease ATP23 homolog
Exons: 6
Coding region: 92-880 (262 amino acids)
Biological process (GO): mitochondrial protein processing; mitochondrial proton-transporting ATP synthase complex assembly
Molecular function (GO): metalloendopeptidase activity
Source: RefSeq, a predicted model, not a curated record
UCUGUCACCCUUCGCCUGCUUCCAGUCACGUGACUCACGGACGCCGGUGUGACCUCUGCGUGACCUCUGCCUACACGAGUAGCUCGGAGCUAUGGCUCAAAACAGGGCAAAAGAAGAUGAGUUUAUUAAUAAAGAGCCGCUGCAGGAGAACAGAGAGGCCGGAGAGCAGACAGCGGCGGCGGAGAGUAAGCAGAAGGAGCCAGACUUCGGCUACAGCUUAUAUCCCGAGCGCGGCAGCAGCAAGUUCAAGCAGGGCUCGAUCGGAGAGAGUCUCUUCACCUUUAAACACAAGUGUCUCAUCAUGCUGCAGGUCGCCACGGACACUAGUCCUUAUGCUAAGCUCCUGCUGGGUGCCAUGAAGAGCUCCGGCUGUGCAGUUCAUAAAGACAGACACUUCUCCUGUGAGGACUGCGAUGGGACGGUCAGCGGCGGCUUUGAUGCUGCCACCUCUCAGAUCGUCUUAUGCCAGAACAACAUCCAUCAGCAGGCUCACAUGAACCGUGUGGUGACCCACGAGCUCAUCCACGCCUUCGAUCACUGCAGGGCCAGAGUCGACUGGUUUAGCAGCUUCAGACACCUGGCCUGUUCAGAGAUCCGAGCUGCUAAUCUGAGCGGAGACUGUUCGUUCGUUAAUGAGAUUUCCAGAUUUAACUUUGGCCUGAAAGAGCACCAUCAGGCGUGUGUUCGCGGCCGAGCGCUGCGCUCCAUCCUCGCCGUUCGCAAGGUGAGCCGGGAGGAGGCGGAGCUAGUGGUUGACGAGGUGUUUGACAGCUGUUUCCAUGACCACGCCCCUUUUGGCCGCAUCCCACACAGCAAGAAAGACGCCAAGUUCGCUUACAGAGAUUACGAGAACCGAGACCGAUACUACGCCAACCUCUGACGCAAGAGAGAAAUAUACUACACUGUGCUGUUCAUUCAUGUUCAGGAAGAAUUAGAAAACGGCAUACUUGCCUUUUUCAUCACUAAACGUUUGACAACACCAUUAAUGUUUUCUUUAUCUGAGCAUCAGUUUGAAACGGAUGAGAUUGUUUAUUGAUGGAUUAACGAUCAAAUCCGUCUUUGUAUAUGAUUGUACAGGUUUUUAUGAGUUAUUCUUGCGAACAUUCAGUGUUCAUGGAGCCUCGGGUUUCUGCACAAAACUGAAAACCUUUCCAUUUAAAUAACAGGAUUAAAUAAAUGUUAUUUUACACCAGUGUUUUUCCUCAGUUGCGUCGUUGAUCCACACGGUGGCGCUGAUGCUGUU